Spea bombifrons (plains spadefoot toad) is the source of this 935-nucleotide messenger RNA. RefSeq names its product olfactory receptor 1019-like. The transcript has a single exon. NCBI's taxonomy places the organism in Eukaryota, Metazoa, Chordata, Amphibia, Anura, Pelobatidae. Bases 3 to 935 code for a protein of 310 amino acids. Gene Ontology annotation, molecular function: G protein-coupled receptor activity; olfactory receptor activity. Gene Ontology annotation, cellular component: membrane. The record is from RefSeq and is a predicted model, not a curated record. Gene Ontology annotation, biological process: G protein-coupled receptor signaling pathway.
AAAUGAAACCAGAAGAUAACCAGAAUAUGACAGAUUUUUUCAUCCAAGGCUUGACUGAUAUCCCACAAUUCCAAUUCCCAAUUUUCUUCAUUUUUCUGCUGAGCUAUGUCAUCAUUUUCAUAGGAAACAUAACCAUUUUUCUUGUUAUUCUGCAUGAUUCCCACCUGCACACUCCCAUGUACAUUUUUUUGAUGAACAUUUCUAUAACCGACAUCGGUAACACCUCGAAUGUCUUACCAAAAAUGUUAAAUAUUUUCCUUACUCAGCAUAAGACCAUUUCCUUCGAGGGAUGUAUAACGCAGUUGUUUUUGUUUAUAUGUCUGACACUUACUGAGGUUCUAAUUCUUGCAGCCAUGGCUUAUGACCGAUAUGUGGCAAUUUGUCACCCCCUCCAUUACUUUAUCUUGAUGAGUUUAAGAUACACCUUUAUACUCAUAGUUGCAUCUUGGACCAUUAGCUUCCUGGACACUACGGGACACGCUGUCCUUGUGUCUAAACUGUCCUUCUGCGAAUCCCAUCUGAUUGAUCAUGUAUUUUGUGAUCUUACGACAUUAUUGAAGAUCUCCUGCAGCGACACCUUUAAAGUGGAAAUGUUAACCUACAUUGAAGGGGCAAUAUUUACCGUUCCUGCUUUCCUGCUCACUUUCAUCUCAUAUAUAUUUAUUGUUUCUUCAAUUCUGAAAAUAAAGUCCUCCGAAGGUCGGCAAAAGACAUUUUCCACGUGCGCUUCUCAUCUCACCUGCGUCGCUGUGUUUUAUGGAACUUUAAUUUGUUUGUACAUGAGACCCACAUCAAGCUAUUCUCCUAAACAGGACAAAUUUUUUGCUCUUUUAUAUAUUGUCUUGAUCCCAAUGCUUAAUCCUGUUAUAUACACACUAAAAAACCAGGACGUUAAAGAGGCUCUGAAGAAAUUAACGAGCAAGGUGGCAAAUUAA